UCACAUCCACUGCAGGCUUGAUUGUAGAGUGCUGCGUAGUUAGGUACACAUUGCAUUCUCGCAUCUUCGUGUUUUAUUUUGUCUUUUCGUUUUUUUUUGCUUCGGUUAGUCAGUAGAUAUCGAAAACCAUGAAAGAACGAAGAAAUGCACAGCCGCUGGUCGUCAGAUGUAAACUGGUGCUGGUUGGGGAUGUUCAAUGCGGGAAAACUGCGAUGUUACAGGUUCUGGCGAAGGAUUGUUAUCCGGAGACGUAUGUUCCCACGGUGUUUGAGAACUACACGGCCUGUCUCGAGCUAGACGAUCAGCGCGUUGAACUGAGUUUAUGGGACACGUCAGGAUCUCCAUACUAUGAUAACGUAAGGCCCCUGUGCUACAGUGACUCUGAUGCAGUGCUUCUCUGUUUUGACAUCAGCCGUCCAGAUAUCUUCGACAGUGGACUUAAGAAGUGGAGGACUGAGAUCCUUGAUUUCUGUCCCAGUACUCGUAUACUCCUCAUCGGCUGCAAGACAGACCUUCGCACAGAUGUCUGCACACUGAUGGAGCUGUCCAAUCAGAAACAAACACCGAUCACUCAUGAGCAGGGCUCUGCCAUGGCCAAACAAUUGGGCGCAGAGGCUUAUCUUGAAUGUUCAGCCUUCACUUCUGAGAAAAGCAUCCACAGCGUCUUCCGUACAGCAGCGCUGGCCUGCAUCAACAAACUCCAACCGCUGGCUAAACCCAGCCCCAACCGCCGGCUGUCCAAACGUCUCCUCCACCUACCCAGCAAGUCCGAGCUCCUCUCCUCCACCUUCAAGAAGGAGAAAGCGAAGAGCUGCUCCGUAAUGUGAGUGGAGAUUUCGGCUCCCCCAAAAAGCUACACCAUUCCCUGCGCUUUGGUCUGGGGAAGGGGGGUGGGCUCCGAUUGCCACAUGAUCGAUGUGCGGGAUCCUUCCUCACCCCCCCAAAGAAACACCAAUCAGAACAAGUGGACACCCUGCUGUCCUCCUUGUCCUGAGUUCUUCAACAGUGCAUACCUGUUUUUUCAGUAUCCUGCUUUCUCAAAUGAGGUUCGAUCAUCAGCUGUCAUCUUUUCACUCCUUGCUGUUGCACCAGUGUUAUUGUGCCAGUUGAAGCUCGGAAUGAUUCAACUUAGUAAAUAGAAAACAAAUGUUUAAAAAAGGUCCCAAUGACGUUUCGUACAAUGUAAACGUACAGUGUAUAAAUAUGACCUCUCCAAUGUGAGAUUCAAAAUGAAAUGUUUUAAAUACAAUAUGCACUAGAGACUAUAGAUGGGAGAAUCGCUCCAGGUGUUGUGGAGCAGUGUACGCGGCCCAGGUCGUGUUGAGAAGGAACUGAUGCGUAUUUAGCAUUGUCAUGCUAGGUUUCAUUGGCUGCUGUGCAGGAAGUAAUAUGUCAUUUUUUGUUUUUGGGAGCCGACUGCUGUUGUGGGCUGAAAAUGAGUAUAGUCCAAAACAAGGGCCAAAAAUAUUUGUAAAAAAGACUCUUUUUAAUGUUACCAAAGUCACACCGUUCCCUCUGGUGAAAUACUGAAAGCUUCUAUUUUUAGAAGCAUUAACUAUCUAGCGUUUGCCGGGUUGUGAGGACCAUCACGUUGAUGAUGUGUCUCCACGACCCCUGCUGCUGUAGUGUAGGCAACCACGAAUCUGUGCAGCGGUGUGGGUUUGCGAGGACUCUAUCGGAUCGAAUUUGGCACGAUUAAUGUUAUUUUAUUCUCGAAAAUGACCUCCUGAUAUUGUAGCACUAUGUUGAUAUUCGCUAUCAUCAAAUCGCCUGACGUGUGAUCAGACCAGCAGAUUUGUUUAGUUUGUCAUGCAUCCGUGUGGCAUCUAACGUAGCAUUUUAAAGUAGAACCUCAAUUUUUACAUCUCUAUAUCGAUGCUCAUGUAUUGACCUCCUUCACAGCGUUACUUACUGAAAUAUUUGUUAAUCGUCCAAUAUAUAAACGUUUGGACAGGAAAAUACUUUAAGCUUCAUGGUUUUUGUGCAGAGUGCUGAAUUUGAAGUCUGCUUUACACCACAAAGCAAUAAUUACGGUUCUCAUAAUUCAAAGUAUGUGAAGUGGCAAUAAGUAAAAAUAAAAAAAAGCCUGCUAUUAAUCCGUGCUACUGCUUUGUGGACAUACGUACAGUAUAUGUAUGUGGAAAUACAUCACUGCUGCUGUAAAAAGGCCAAUAUUGUGAUUCUGUUGAGCUUUUGAUAGAGCAAUUACAUAACAUCUUUGGGUCGCAUCCAACUACUGGAGUACCAUUUGUGUUUCGUUCAUAAACGUAUGGGGGUUGGUUGCAUUAAAGACAGAUGGACUUUGAAUGGAUUGAGGCAGGACCUUUUUAAAUAAUGGAACAGCUUUUGGGGUAUAUUUGUGAGAUCACGAAAAUGCAUCUUUUGGAACAAAGUGGACCAGGCUGGCCCUGAUUAAUAAAAUAUAUUUUUGCCAUUUUUAGAUUCAAACUGUUUGUCAUUUUCUCUUAUUUCGGUUCACAAAUCAAUAUUUUUCUCGUCGUGUCAAAUCAGCAGUGAUGGAAGUGGGCUGCCGGUGUGAUUUCUUUGCUCCAGUGGCUGUUUACAGACUCCACAACUGUGACCGCAACCCAAUUUCCUUUGCAUUGUCUUGUAACUGCAGUUUUUGGGGGGGCGGGGGGUUGAUGGACAGUGCAUAAACAUGUCACUGGGCGAGACAUUGUAGCUGCUGAUUUACUUGCAAACGUGUUUAAUAAAAGGCUCUGUGUAACCUGAGAAAGCCAGAUGAUUCAUCAUAGAUAAAUCUCUCUGACGUUGAGUCAUUACACUGCCUUUGCACAUCAUCGCGUACGAUUAAACUUCAAGCAUGUACUGUAGUUCCUCAGUUGUACAGAUCCUGUUUUGUAAUCUUUGUUAGACAUGUCAAAGAAUGUCACGAGAUUAAUAUUUGUUCAUGUCGUGGAUUGACAAAGAUGUGCUUGAUGUAAACUUGCUCGGUCUUAUUUAUUUUGAUUCAUCAUUUGAGGUGAUUUAUGUUUGUGUUGUACACAGUUUUGUUUCCGAACAUUAUUUUUUUGGAAUUAUUGACUUUCUCCUUUCUUUGUCUUUGCAGUAAUAAAGCUUGCCUUUGUGUGGCACACAUGA
Molecule: messenger RNA, 3102 nt
Organism: Triplophysa dalaica
Lineage: Eukaryota; Metazoa; Chordata; Actinopteri; Cypriniformes; Nemacheilidae
Gene: rnd1b
Product: Rho family GTPase 1b
Exons: 5
Coding region: 129-827 (232 amino acids)
Biological process (GO): small GTPase-mediated signal transduction
Molecular function (GO): GTP binding; GTPase activity
Source: RefSeq, a predicted model, not a curated record